This is a messenger RNA of Callorhinus ursinus (northern fur seal), 636 nucleotides long. The record is from RefSeq and is a predicted model, not a curated record. Lineage: Eukaryota; Metazoa; Chordata; Mammalia; Carnivora; Otariidae.
AUGGGGCCACAUCAGCUGAUUUUAGAGGAGGAGGAGGACGCGUCAGAUGAGUUGGAGGAGCCUGCAGGAGAAGGGCCUGCCAUUUCCACAGGCAGCCCUGGCCCAUUGUCCCUUCCAUCUCUGACACAUGAGCUGGGGCAGAGGUUGCUGUCCUGCCUUACCCAGCCCAUGCCUCCCGACCUCACCUGGCAGGCUUGGGGCCUCUGGACUGCUGUUUCCAUCCUCUUUUCAGUCUCCUUGCUUCUGGGCUGGAAUCUCAUCUUCUAUUCCACUCUAGAGGUGGUCACCUUCACCAGCCCUCCGUGGCAGCGAGCUUCAGGGAGAGAGAACCAAGUGUGUGAAGGCGGCACGGCUGUUCCAGCAGAGCUGGCUGAGCUACUAAUAAGGAUCAGUUAUUUGAGUUCUCACUUCCCAGCCUCGGAAAGCCACCCAGGUGAAUGCUGUAAGAACCAGUGUGUGAUUGGUCGUGUUCUGUCUUCCUCUCUUUCUACCACAAGAACAAGCAUUAAGAUGCAGGCUGCUCCAUCACCCCUCCAAUCUGCCGUGGACAUGUGCCGUGCAUGCCAUGUUUUUUUUCUACAUGGCAAAGGGAAAUCGGCUCUUGAAUUUUCUUUAUUGAAAUCCUGUCUUUGUUGA